Harmonia axyridis is the source of this 2056-nucleotide messenger RNA. Its product is annotated as formin-binding protein 4-like. Gene Ontology annotation, molecular function: protein binding. Lineage: Eukaryota; Metazoa; Arthropoda; Insecta; Coleoptera; Coccinellidae. The transcript is spliced from 9 exons. Bases 138 to 1976 code for a protein of 612 amino acids. The record is from RefSeq and is a predicted model, not a curated record.
UAUCAAAGACUAGUAAUCUGUGGUGGUAUGCUUGAAUUAUUAUGACAUUUGUGUAGUAGUAAUCACUAAUCAUUAAAGAACAAUCUGUAAUUUGUGUGAUUAUCGUUAAAAAAAUCAUUUUUGAUUUAAAUGCAAGUAUGGAAUCUACAGUGAAUGAAUUCCUCAAUGAAAUUGAUGAAAUAAUUCCACGAAAGAAGAGUCCUGAAAAAAUCGUAAAUGAAUGGAAAGAAUGUUUCGAUUCAAAAAGUGGAUUUCCAUACUACUGGAAUAUCAAGACAAAUGAAGUAACAUGGGAAAAACCAAAAAGUUUCGUAACCCAUUCUUCUAUGAAUGGUCCAAUCCCCAAUAUUCCUGAGAUCAAGAAUAAAGUUAAGAUUUAUAAAAUCUCUGCAACAAAUGAAACACGUUUACUACCGAAAUUAAAUGGGAAUUCGUUGAAAAAUGAUGUGAAAAAGUGUCCUUUGAAGAAAAAACCACACAGUGAUUCUGAUGAUGAGAAAAUCACACUUAUUACCUCAUAUGGCUCGAGCAGUGAAAGUGAAGAUGAAAAGAUACCUGCUAAAAAGGCAAGUCCAAAAACAUUUAAAAAUGAAGAUGAUGAAGACGAUAUAUUGUCAACUGUUUUGAAAAGGGCAGAGCAAUUGAAGAAUCUGGGAAGUGUAGAUUCAAAAAGUAUUCCAAAACACUCUGAUGUUCCUGUAAAAACAUCCAAACCUAUAUCAGGAUUUUCUCUAGUAGCAGGUUAUGACAGUAAUUCAGAAGAAGAAAGUAUAGAUGAUGUAAUUAAUGUUGCUAAGACGAAUCAAUCUGUAUCCAGUCCACAGACACAAUCUCAUAGCACCUUGUUUCCUAUUAUAAAAACACCUGAUAUAAAUGAUUUUAAAGUUAAAGAAAACAUUCCUAAAGAAGAAACCAAUAUGGAAAGUUCAUUUGAUAUGAAAAAUUUCAAACGGAAACGAAGGUUAGCAGUGAAUUUUGUACCAAAUAGAUAUAAUCCGAGACCUCCAUCUCCCGAUAAGGAUGCACCCGCAGAAAGAAAAGGCUUAGGAUUCAAAGAAAAGGAAGAUGAGUUGCCUAAUCCAAAAAAAUCUAAAACUUUAUAUUCAAAUUUCACCAAAGGUGGUGUGGAAUUCAUUAAAACAGAGAAGACAAAUGAUAAUACAGAAAAAGAGGAUGAAAUUGAUGAAAAAAAAAUAGGAGAGGUCUAUGAAUUAUUGCGUGAGAAGCUCUCCUUUUUAUGCGAAGGACAUAAAGACAUUAUGCCUGUUCAAAUUAUUCUGAUACAAAUAGAAACUUUGUAUGGAGCUAUGAAAGCUGAAAGCUUGAACCCCAGUUAUUUGCAUGAUUGGUUACUUGGUACAAGUGAAGAUUUGAUUAAAUUAGAGAAAGAUGCAGCACCAGAAGGUUGGACUUUACAAUGGGAUAGAUUACAAAAGAGGUAUUACUAUCAUAACCAAGAAAGUGGACAAACCCAAUGGGAAUUUCCUCAAGCCGAGUUUGAGAGACAAGAGGAAGCAAUGGAUAUAUGCACUACACCUCCUCCUCCUGAAAUUACAGAAGAAGAAAUAGAACAAGAGAAUCCACCAUCAAAUGCAACUCCAAGUCCUCCACCUGCACCAAUUAUUAGCAAAUCAGAUUCUGAAGAUGUUCCCGAUCUUAAAACACCUUCAAUCUUACCCAGUCAACCGCUACCUCCUGGUGUGGAUGUUACAGAUUCGACUUUCCAUGGAAGCACUGAUAUUGACUCCGCAUUUAAUACGUUCUAUUCGGAAUUGGCAGAAAUAGACAAAACUUCAAAACCAAGUUCCCCCUCUAGUACUGCUGAACCAAAUGAAACUACGGAAAAGGUAGAAGAAACAUUAGAACCAGUGAAAAAGAAAAAGAAGAAGAUUAAACUAGGUCAAGGGUUAUCACUAAAGAAAAAGGAAGUUUCUAAAUUAGUUGAGAAGUGGAAGAGUGUGCAAAAUAAUUAUUAGAAAUAUGUUGUAGUAAAAAAAAAAUUAAUGUGUAUAUAUUCCUGUAUAUAAUAAAAAAUUAUUAAAUUUUUGAACUGAUA